UAUGUCUGGACGUGGCAAGCAAGGAGGCAAAGCUCGCGCCAAGGCCAAGACUCGCUCCUCGCGGGCCGGGCUCCAGUUCCCCGUGGGCCGAGUGCACCGCUUGCUCCGCAAGGGCAACUACUCCGAGCGGGUCGGGGCCGGCGCGCCGGUGUACCUUGCGGCGGUGCUGGAGUACCUGACGGCUGAGAUCCUGGAGCUCGCGGGUAACGCGGCCCGCGACAACAAGAAGACGCGCAUCAUCCCGCGCCACCUGCAGCUGGCCAUCCGCAACGACGAGGAGCUCAACAAGUUGCUGGGUAAAGUCACUAUUGCUCAGGGCGGCGUUCUGCCCAACAUCCAGGCGGUGCUGCUGCCCAAAAAGACCGAGAGCCACCACAAGGCCAAGGGCAAGUAGAAGUGGUCCAGUUGUAAAGAAUCCGCCUUCCAAUUCAGGGGACACGGGUUCGAUCCCUGGUCAGGGAAAUAAGAUCCUACAUGCCACAUGCUGCUGGACAACUAAGCCCACGCUCUGCAACUAGAGAGAGAAAACCGGCACGCCACAACUAGAGAGAAGCCCGCGCGCCGCAACGAAAGAUCCCGAGCACCGCAACUAAGACCCGACGCAGCCAAAAAAUAAAAAUAAAUAAAUUAAGAAAAGAAAGUCAUCUGCAUUACUUGAGUUUGUAUAUUUUAAACAACUAUAUCUCAGAAGUAGAACGGUCAAGUAGAGUAAGUGAUACAGCUCCAAGGAAGGCCUAUGAGUUCUUUCAAUUUUUAAUAAUAAAAUAUGCUGUUGUUAUCGUUAUUGAUAUUGAUCAUGCAAUUACUAACGCUUGCUUAUUGCAUCAU
Messenger RNA from Lagenorhynchus albirostris (white-beaked dolphin), 828 nucleotides. RefSeq names its product histone H2A type 1-D. Gene Ontology annotation, molecular function: DNA binding; protein heterodimerization activity; structural constituent of chromatin. Gene Ontology annotation, cellular component: nucleosome. The coding region runs from base 2 to 394 and encodes 130 amino acids. The transcript has 2 exons. The record is from RefSeq and is a predicted model, not a curated record. NCBI's taxonomy places the organism in Eukaryota, Metazoa, Chordata, Mammalia, Artiodactyla, Delphinidae.